AUGAAGCAGGCGGUCCUGACCAGUCGACUGACAGGCCAAUUGGCUAACUGACAUCGUCGACAGCGACGGACUAUAUCCAAUCCUCUAGUACUUCAUCGACAAGGUAAUGUGAUUACAACGUCCGGUGACAUGUCAACGUUUAAAAGAAACAUCCGGUUGGUAUUGAUCAGUUUGGGUGAGGUACCAAACAAGGAGGAGGACAGUCGAUGUAUGGCUUAUCGUAACGCAUUCAAUCUGACCGAUCGGGAUGUAUCCGUUUAUGAACGUACCCUAAACCAAGGCCAAUUGACUAUCAAUGUCACAGCCCCAUCUUCGUGGACUGUGGUUUCUGGACUACCUCCGGACAAUUUCUAUCGUGUUCUUCUAUUUGCCAUGGCUGGUACUCAACGAAGUCCACCAGCUUCAAUGCCUUCAUCGCCCCGAGUACCAGCUUUGGCUCCGAGGACAGCGCCGAGAGAUAUCAAAGUAACCGCCCGAGGGAUUCAGAACGCCAAGGUGGCUUGGGAACCGCCGGACGGAGCUGACUGUACCGGCGAGCUUAUCAACUAUGUGAUCUCUAUCAAUUCGUCACGUUUACUUGAGCCCAUGAUUAUCAAAGUGCCCCGCGAGAAGCGCAGCUAUGUGGUCAACGAUUUGGUCCCGGGAACGCAGUACACAGUUCAAGUGGCAGCUACUACGCGUGGUGGUGUUGGAGUCGCGUCGAAACCACUAAAUUUCCGUACUGGGGGUGAGACACCCCGUGUGGAUCUGGACGAUGAGGAGGAUGUGGAAGGAGCCGCGCUGGUCAGUGAAGAUCCAGAGGAAUGGGGUAAUGAGUUUUACGAGGGUCUCAGUUCCAGACAGGAAUGGAUAGUGGAUGAUAGAAAUACCUAUGGAGAUCCUGGAAUGUAUAUGGUUCCCGCAAAAAUACACAAUCUGCGUGCCACCGCUACACAAAAUAGCAUUCAUUUGAAAUGGACCGUAGCACUGAGACGAGUGAACCCGGAAACCGAAAGUGAUCUGAUCAUGGUCGGGUUGCGCAAUGGUCCAAGUAGAACGGCCGAACCUUCGGCACGUCCUAUGCGUAUCAGUCUCUCUGUUAACAAGCACGAGAAAGACACACAGGGCUACUUACCCUCGGGCACCAAAUACCUGAUCCGAUGGGGCGAUAUGCAUCCGGGGCCGGCGGAAGACACUGUUCGUGGCGAUCAAACAGAGUAUUUGAUAGAGAACUUACGACCAGGAACCAUUUAUUAUAUUCGAGUGAUUGCAGUCACGCAGUUGGGUGAAGGACCUGCUGCCUAUACCGUAACUCGAACACUCAGUUCCAUGACAGACAACUUAUCUCGUCCUAUCAGUGGCCCAUUGAUCCCAGUUAAUCUUGUGGUACAGGCCGUUGGAUCCACAUGGGCUCGCGUCGGGUGGGAAUUACCCAACCUUCCUGCUCCUGAAACAAUGCCCUCAAUGGUAUUUCAGAUCAAGUACUACGCCAUUACGGCCGAUGGAUUCAACGAACACCAAAGGGGUCGUGGCAGUGGACUGUCUGCCUACGAAAGAGAUGUUGAACUUGUCAAUCUAACUGUACCCAAUCGAAAUCGGGGUACUAAACGGAGUGGAAAUCAUUUUAAGGCGAUGCUCCGUGGCCUGAGACCCGGCACACAGUACGAGUUCGGAGUGUGUCUGAUUCAAACCCAUUUGUCGAAUGAUCCGAUACCAUCAAUUGCUCGAGAGGGCACUAGUACGACACUUGCCGCAUCCCCGUAUUGCUGGAGCAUGGUACAAGGAUUUGAAACGUUUGGGCAGAACCCUAAAGAUCCUCCGCAUCACAUUCGCGUUCUAAUCCCGGAAUCCCCGACCCGAUCGGACAAUGUCGAUGUGCUACAAUUUGAUCCGGCCGAUUCGCGAGAGUUGCCCCUGGACGGUGUCAACACGUACCCCGUUCGAGUGCUAUGGGACGCACCACUCCAGUCGAACGGACCAAUUGUUGCCUAUAUUAUCUAUCUGACCAAUCGAAAGCAGACCAUUGCACAUUGGCUCGAACGUUCAGUGGACGGUGCGUUGAGGCGAGUGGAAUUGCGGGGUUUGGAAGCGGAUCGCGUCUACUACAUGCGAAUCGCUGCUCGGAACAGACAUGGCCGAUCCCCGCUAUCGCCAGUGGUUGUAUUUCGCACUCCGGACGUUCAAGGAAUUGGUGGUGGCAUGUUCAAGUUGUCACGUGACUACUACGAUGCUGUCGAUAUCAAUGAACCUCUCGUGACUAUGGUGACCGGGAUUAGUGAAACAUCCGGGGCCGAUACAGCUGAACUCAAAGGAGAAAGUGUGCCAUGGAUUGUGGUUGGCAGUGUGCUCGGUGGCGCUCUUGUCAUAAUGAUCGUGGUCACGGUGAUCCUACUCAACCGAUGUCGAAAAGGACGCACUUCACUUGGACUGAUGAAAGGACAACAACCAAAACAGCCAUACCUCGCAGCCUAUCCGAAUUUCUAUCACACGGAUCCGAACAGACCCGCUGAUAUCGGUCAAAAAGUUCAUAACUUCGCCAUGCCGGACGCAUGCCUGGGUAGCUGCAGUCUUAGUGGAAGUGCGACAGGGGGCUCCCAACCUGGACCACUUGGAGUUCGGUUGCCCGAGACAACGUGUGGUGCGACACAUGAUUCACGGCACAAACAUGAUCACUCCAGUCAUAUUGUUUCACCCCCACAGACGUCCUCUUGCCAGUGCUCAGAAUGGUCAUCCAAAGGCUUGACUGCUCAUAAUCACACGUGCCCAAAUGAAGCCAAGUGCACGUGUUGUAAUUCAGUAGAUGGUAACCCUCAAUGGAUCUCAGUUGGACAUUCGUGCCAAAUGACAUUGGGAGGUUGUUUGGACGAUAGACACUCAACGCCGGCAGGUAGUGAGAAGGACGUAAGUGGCUGCGGUAGUGGAGGGCUGAGGCGCAUGGAUCCAGUACUUGGGCGGAAGUUAUCGGCUCGCGGAGCUCUUGAAUCGCACGACUGUUACAAUCACGGCUAUCCACGAACAGAUCACUCUGGUGGAUGCAUCAAACACGAAAAUUGGCCUAGGGGUGCAAAUGAAAACAUACACUCGCUUUUACAACCGCCACGUGAUAUGACGUUGUCCUACCUUGCUUCAGCUCACAACGAAUGCCAUGGAAAUCACAUUCACUCUGAAACAUGUGAGCUCCAACAUAAUUUGCAAACACAACAACAAACCCAACAGCAGCAACAACAACAGCAAUCCCAACAUCAGCAGCAACAAAAGAAGCUUCCGUUUUUGAAAACACAUACAAAUAACGGCUAUAAUCCCAUACAGGGCAGCCAGCUUUCAGCUGGAGAACGAUCUCCAGAAUUUGUAUACAUGCAAUCCAGACAUGGGGCCGGUAUGCUGGCCAAUCACGGAUUCACGGGUAGUGGUAGUCUAAACGAUGACGAAGCCAUCACCUCUUCUCCAGCUAGCAGUUCCGCUGGCAGGGCGUCUGCUGGUCUCACUCAUCUAUCCACAUCACAAACUCAUGGGAAUGCAUCAAUGCGCAAAUUCCAACAAAGUUCAUUACAGGGAUUGGGUAAAUCAGAUGUGGACAAACUGCACGGAGGGAUUAGUCCUCAGCGUAUUGGAGUUUUCCCUUCCACAGUACAAACCACAUACGACGGCCGAGGAAAAUCUCUCAAAAUCUCUGAGUACAAAAUGGGUCGCCCGAUUCAGUCGAGUGUAACAUCGAAUGUUAUGGUUGAUGUAUCACCCACAAUUCAACAAAAGCAUCGAAUCGGCAAUUUCGGUAAUCCAACCCGAGUGAAUGUGAUGAGUUCGGACUAUGCGUCUCAACAAAGCAGUUUGAGCAAUCCGUCAAGUGCAUCUAGCAAUGCAGGUUUUGGAUUCUCCCCUGAGCGUCCGGCUUCAAACACCAGCACUCCUUUGGGUCCGGACUCCCAGUUGACUGGAGUCGGUCUUUCGUUUGCCUUGGACCGUGUCCCCACACCAGAACCCACUCCCCGACCUGCGCCAUUCAGUCGACUGGCUGCGGGAGAUUUACUAAAUACCCAAAUAAAUGCACGUCUCCCGGGAAAUCGCGAAGAGUAUCUGGGUUCAUCGGACGCAACCGAAAAGCUUCUACAAUCUCCGUUGUUAAAGAAAAGUGAACUGAUGACUGCUCCAUCCGGAUUUGAACGGGAGCACACUCCGGAUACACCCGACAGUAUAUCCGAGAAAGAACUAAUGCGGGGAUACAGUGCUGAGGAGUUGAACCAGGAAAUGGCCAAUUUGGAAGGUCUGAUGAAGGAUCUUAAUCAGAUUACACAAAAUCAAUUCGACUGCUGA
Molecule: messenger RNA, 4290 nt
Organism: Echinostoma caproni
Lineage: Eukaryota; Metazoa; Platyhelminthes; Trematoda; Plagiorchiida; Echinostomatidae
Source: the annotation of a GenBank genome assembly